Molecule: messenger RNA, 3666 nt
Organism: Caenorhabditis briggsae
Lineage: Eukaryota; Metazoa; Nematoda; Chromadorea; Rhabditida; Rhabditidae
Gene: Cbr-swsn-7
Product: Protein CBR-SWSN-7
Exons: 6
Coding region: 1-3666 (1221 amino acids)
Biological process (GO): regulation of DNA-templated transcription
Cellular component (GO): SWI/SNF superfamily-type complex
Molecular function (GO): DNA binding
Source: RefSeq, a predicted model, not a curated record
AUGGAGAGUCGAAAACGAAAAUCCGAGCUCGAGCUCUACAUCGACAAAUUGACGGAUCCGCCAGAGAAGCAGAAGAAGAUGGCCGAAUUCUACAACAGUCUCCGUCUAUUCUACAAACGACGAUGGAACGCUCAACUGAAGCUGCCACACGUGCAAGGAGUUGAAGUCAACCUCUAUCGUCUCUAUGAUACAGUGAUGGCGUUGGGUGGUUGGCAGAAAGUGGCGGCCGGCGAUAAAUGGUCGGAUAUCGCUGAAAUGUUCGGCUGCAAAGACGACAUUUUGUGUGGUGAUCAUGCGAUUAAAUUGAUCUAUAUGAGGUAUUUAUCGAAAUUCGAACAAGUCGAAACGAUCGGAGAUGUUGAUGACUAUGUGGAUAAUGAGAUGUCGAGAAGUCGAGGGAGGAAUGCCACUUCGUUUUUCGCCACGAACGAUAAUCCAAUGAGCAUUGAGCGGCAUCAUAUAGUGCAGACUUAUCGGGACGAGCGAGGACAGAUUAUCAAUGAUCCGGACUAUGCGAGACUCACGAAAUCGUUGUUGUCGGGGUUGCCGAAUGAGAUAGACUUUGCGAUGAAUGUAUGUAUGCUAUUAUCACAUGCCGGUCCAAAGCAGAUUCGGAUAAGUCACGCGCCACAUCUUCUUACCUUGUUGGUAGCGCAUACGGGUGUUUAUGAUGAAGAAGACAAAUCUAUGAAAGAUCUCGGUGUCGACUGGGCCAAAACGACUCGCCACGAUUUCCGAAGCUUUUGGGCUCAAUCCGGUGUCCCUUUGGAUCUCCUUAUGGCAUUCCUAGACCGAGAAAUCGAGUCUGAAUACGUGGACGAUGAUGACCCAUUUUUCACGGGAGUCUCUCAUAAGUACGAUGUUAAGGAUACACGAUGUUGGCGACUGAAUCAAGUUAUCACCGUUAUUCGAAAUCUAUCUUUCGAAGCUGUGAAUCGGGUCACUAUGGUGAAGUCGUGGCCUGUAAUGAAGUUCCUCAUAAUGUGUGCAUAUAGUAAAUGGUCUCCGCUGAAUGUCGCUGCACUUGAUACGAUCAGCAACUUGGCAACUGAUAUCGAUCUCACUGACAAAGCACUAGUCUACGUCUCGCAACAUGCAAUCCUUCGCAUAAUCAACGAAUGCAUCUUCAGUCCCGACAAACUGAAACUAAUCAGAGCCAUGGAAAUCCUAACGGGUCUUUGUAGUUUCGAAGGAAACGAAACUAUAAUUUGCGAUUGGCUGAAACCGGAAAUCAUUGCUCAUAUUUAUGAAAUCGUCGGAGUCAAGGAUAUCAUGAUGUGUGUCUACGUGCUGGAGUGUCUCUAUCAGAUCUCUGAAAUGGGAGACACCGCGUGUGAUAUGCUCUCCGAGUCGGCGAAAUCAAUCCAACAGCUGGUCUCCAUGGCAACACUUGAAGCGGUGUCGUUUGGUCCAGCCGGCCUUGCUGGAAUGAAAGUUGUCGAGUAUCAACCCAACUUUGGGCACCCUGCCCCAUCACAACAACAACAACAUCCACAGCAACAACAAGUUCAACACCAUCAAUACGCCCAGCGAAUGGUUCCAGGACCCAGCCAUCAACAUCACCAAACUCCUCAUCAAGCUCCUCAUCCAGCCCAACAACAACCACCAAUGACCGUUCGCCAAGUGAUUCAGAAUAAUCUGGCUCUACAACAAGCUCAACAGCAAAUGAAUCCACAAAUUGCACCAGCUCCUCAUCCCGCAAACUCGCACUAUUCCCACCCACCCAAUGGGAAAUUCGAUAGAAGAACUGGAACGCUGCCCGUGAAGCCUAUCGCACCUUCUAACGCCAACUCGGGCGAAGGCCAACUAGAACUGCUCACUGAGAAAUGGAUCAAACAGAACUGUGUAUUCGAACCGGCAAUGUCGACUGCACGCGGGGAGCUCUACGCUGCGUAUGUUGACGAUUUGAGGACCUAUCAUCAUUCGAUGAGUGGAAGUCUGGCAAUGUUCAGUGGAGUCAUGAAGAACUUGUAUCCGGAUGUCAACUUCCGAAUGGCUCAGAAUGGAGUUAUGAUUGUGGCGCAAGGCAUUCGACUAGUCCGUCCUCAUCGUCUGGCUCCAGCUGGAUCGGCACAAGCGGCUCCUCUGGAUCAGAAUCCACUAAUGAGGAAAAUGCUAACAGAGCCAUCGUCGUCAUCAGAAGCGCUUCAGGCAGAACCUGCUGCCAACGGUGUGAUGGUCAACGGUCAUGCAAGCACAUCUGGAGAACCUGCCGAAGAGGAAAAAUCUCCUGAAUCUCCAACUGAAAAAAAAUCACCAUCUCCCGCAGCCGUGAAUGGUACUGUAGAAGUGUGUCAGGAGCCAAUUCAAGCAUCCAAGCUGUUCGACGAGAACGACGCAAAUCAAGUGGAAGUCAACGAAGUGGCGAUUGAGAUUCGGGAUCAGUUCGUGAACGAAUCCGACGCUGUCAAACUGGAGGUAGUAGAGAAAGACAAGGAAAAAGACAAGGAGAAAAUCAACGGAAUCAUUUGCAAUGGACACACAAAGGCGCCGAAAAAGGAUACGGUAGCCAGUCGAGCUGCUCAUAUUGUUGCAGUCGCCGCUGCCUGUAACGGUGACCUGGAGAAGAUGAAUGGUGUCACAGAGAGCAAUGGAAACUUGGUUAGGAAGGAGGAAAAGGAAAAAGACGCCCAGAAAGCAGAAGAAGGAGAAGAAGAAGCGCAAAAAGAAGUAGAAGCUCAAAAGGAAUCGCCAAAGGAGCCAGUAGAGGAAGACAAGCCAAAAGAAGCCGUCACAGCAGAGCCACAGUCAGAUCGUAAAUGUGUUCCUGUCUGCUCGACACCAACUGACUACAUGUGCGAUUGGGAUUGCUGCUCCCUGUACUACUUCUCUCCUUCCCACGUCCUCAAGCACUUAUCCGAAGAACACGUGGCAGAGGAGCUUCGUGUACUGUGCCGCUGGAAUGGCUGCGCUGACCCAACGCCUCGUAAUCGCUGGUCCCUUAUCACCCAUAUCCAGGAUGUGCAUUGCAACGAGACACAGUUAAAACAGGCGGCACAACGGAGAAAAGACGGGGUUGUGAUUCCUACCGUACGACGAUCGGAAAUCAUUCCACGCGAUUUGAACAAUCAUCCGGGAUACGCUACGAACGCUGCUAACGAAGCUAUCCGAAGACACGCCUUCAACUUUUUGACUCGAGAACUUCCGGAUGAAGCCGAAGGUCCAGUGACGAAGAGUAUUCGAUUGACGAGUUGUUUGAUUCUCAGAAACCUGGCGAGAUAUUCAUCUGAUGGGCGACAGAAGCUUCGACGUCACGAGUCGCACAUCAGCUGGUUGGCAUUAUCCAAGCUAGAAAGCUCGCAUGCUCUCUCCCAAUUGCUAUCAGAGUUGCAUCAAGCGCCAGCUGCAGAGGAGGAAUCCCAAAAGUCAUUAUCGCAGGCUCCAUCAUCCGCAUCGUUGUCUUCAAUGGCUGGAAGUUCGUCUCAGCUGCCGCCGAUUCCUGAUUCGCCGACUACACAAUUGACGGAGGAGCCAUUCCGAAAACCAGUUCCCAAACCAGUGGCUCCAGUGAAUAGGAUGUUGAAUUUCUCAUCUUUGGGACCUUCCACGUCUUCUGAUAAGCCAUCUACGUCAUUCGCCGCCCGACACCAGCCAAUUCAACAUCUUCCCACCCAACCGUCACCGUUGGUUCAAACGACACCUCUCCGCGCUGGCGCUGGAAAUUAG